AUGGACACUCACGCACAUGGUGUUGAAUUGAGCGCGAAGGAUAUCUUCCACCGUCUUCAGACAUUCCUCUCCCACACCACAACCAAGUUGCAGUUCCAUAGCACUGGACUCCCGAUGGACUUCAACGCUCUGGCUUCCCAGCUGGCCGGCCUGGGCCCACCGCCUCCGGGGAUCAGUAACUCCAUCCAUAUGCCGAACAACGGCAUGUCAGAAAGCUUCAUGAACCUACUCUACCGCAAUGCGCAGCUGGAGACUGAGCUGCGCCUGGUCAAGGACCAGCUCGCACAAGCUCAGCAAUCGACCCAAUACCUCCUUCGUCUAUUGAGUGGCUCGUCGAAUCUGCAACCAGCACACAAUAUGAACAAUGGUGCAGAACCGCCCUCCGACACCAUUCUUCCCGUCAUGCGCAAGGAUUCGGUCACAGAGGUCUUGGAGAAGCCGAAGGAGUCAGUUCCUGCGGCUCCGUUAGUCAACUUCGAAGGAACAGAUUCGCUUCUUGACCUCAACGCCGUUGAGGCUGCAGCAGGCAACACUGAGCCAGCGUUACAAGCUCACAUCCACCCUCGAAAACUGAAACCAGAUUCCAUCGGCCUCGGGAUCUCCCAAACCAGCUCAUCUCGAAGCAGCAUCGCAAUGACCACCACCGAAGAAGCAACCCCUUCGUCGAGCUUCGCCAAUCCAAGCUUCAGGCAGCAGCAGCAGCAGCCUGGCUUCACCAUCAGACAGAGCGACGGCACUUCGAUGUUCGUUCCAACGCCAUCAAUGGACAACCCAUUGGAGACGCCCUUCCGCAGCAUGACUUCUUCUGAAUCACUACCGAUUCUUGGGCACGAGCACCGCAGUCUGGCAGGCAAAGCAUUUGUCUGGGUGGAGAUGACAUCAGAAGAGCUCACUGAAGUCAUUGCACGAUAUGCCAAGGAGCAUCCGAGACAUACUGCGGAGGAGUAUCGCAGCUAUUUUGAGGAUGUCAUUCGGCCCGCGUACCAUCAGCAGGAGAGGGAAAGAGCGCAGGCCAGAGAGGCACGUGGAGAGAAUGGGAGCGUUGCGAAGGAUAUCGGGGAGCCGAGCACGAACUCAUCUCAAUUUGGUGGCGAGCAAGAAGGCGCCGCUGAAGCGUCCAGUCUAGAAGGCGAGUCGUCCGGUGAGCCAAUCGAGACGCAGACGUUGGUGGAUGAGAUUCCGACUGUUGUGGAGAAGGUACCGCCGGAAGUGAAGGACGAUGUCUGCAACUCAGAGUUGGCAAACGUGGCUAGCAGCACGUCCGUCCGGUUUUUAGAAGAAAAGUCGUCAGAAGCUCUUCUCACGCGAGCCGGACCACGCUCUGAUGAGCAAACGCCGCCAAACGGGCUUGGAGCCGAAUUUGACGCGAUCGGAGGGUCCUUGGUGGCAAAGGAGCUGGAGUUUGAGGCAUCGGGCGACUUUGCUCCCGAACCUGAACUUGUGCUGGCAGCAGCCAACGUGACGCCCAGCACGACCGUCACCAGCACACCAUCGACAGCCGACUACCAGCCUCCUCGCCUCUACAAUCCCGCAGCUCUCGGCGACGCCAAAAUCCUCCAAGCUGAGUUCCAAAACCGAGUGCCAUCUCGUGGCCGUCGUCAUAUGGAUCGAAGCUCUCGGCCAGAACGACACGACUCCAAAGUUUCAAACUACCCGGGAGGAUGCGAUCGCCAAGGCUUCAACAACACAUCAUACAUCACCUAUCCCAAUGAGAUACAGGACCUCUUCGCCACUGCUGCCGAAUGCGACGAGCACCCCCAGCGAUCGGUUCUGGUGACCAACAUCCCGCCCUCCACCACACUCCUCGACGUCCUCUCCACAAUCCACUCAGGCCAGAUCUUCUCCUCAAUCUUCCUCGACACAAGCGGCAUGCGCACCAAUCCACCAAUCUCAACCGCCACUGCCCUGUUAACCUUCGUCCACGGCCGAGACGCCCUCGACUUCACCAAGAACUCUAUCCAACACCCUUUCAGCGUUCAACUCCUACCCACAGUAUCCCGCCCCAUCCACCCCUCAAUUGGAUCGUCCACCCGCAUCCUCUCCAUCUCCGACCCAAAGAACAUCUGGACCCCCAACGAAGUCGUCCUCCGCCUAAUCGCCAACGGAGUCCCUCACCCGCUCAAAGCCGAAUCCUCCACAGAAACCCCAGGACUCCUUCUCUUCCACUUCGCCAGCAUGCCCGAAGCACAAGUCGCCUACCACGCCAUAUCCCGCGACUACGCUUUCUUCGGCAACGUCGAAAAAGGCUACUUCAAGGAUCCCUGCGACAACAACAAACCCCUUCCUACCCACAGAGACGAAGAUCCAGUGCAAGUCCAAGACACUACCACUCCCCUCAACCCUUCUCAGCACCACUCCAAGCCUCAAAAGCAACAACAAAAUGUCGACGAGACAGAUGGCUCGGAGGUCGAAACCUCCCAUACUCUCCUCUCUGUGGACCCAGUCAAUCAAUCCUCCCUCCUCAAAUCUCACUCCCAACUUCCACCACCACCACCGCCAUGUCCAGCAAAAACAAUCCCCUACUCCUCCGGAAUCCACACCAAAAUCCCCUACCAAUCCAUCAUGUUCGAAGGAUGA
Cercospora beticola is the source of this 2577-nucleotide messenger RNA. RefSeq lists its product as uncharacterized. The record is from RefSeq and is a predicted model, not a curated record. NCBI's taxonomy places the organism in Eukaryota, Fungi, Ascomycota, Dothideomycetes, Mycosphaerellales, Mycosphaerellaceae.